Pararge aegeria (speckled wood butterfly) is the source of this 7189-nucleotide messenger RNA. RefSeq names its product SHC-transforming protein 2 (gene Shc). Gene Ontology annotation, cellular component: plasma membrane. Gene Ontology annotation, biological process: cell surface receptor protein tyrosine kinase signaling pathway; intracellular signal transduction. The record is from RefSeq and is a predicted model, not a curated record. NCBI's taxonomy places the organism in Eukaryota, Metazoa, Arthropoda, Insecta, Lepidoptera, Nymphalidae. Bases 257 to 1525 code for a protein of 422 amino acids. Gene Ontology annotation, molecular function: receptor tyrosine kinase binding. The transcript has 9 exons.
AAAGAGCGAUACAAUUUCUAAAAAACGAUAUAUUCACACACUCUUACUCAAUACUCAUUCAAGCGACAAUAUUGAUCUUUUAUUUCUUAAGUAUAGCGCAAAACCCGUAAAUGAAUGACAAAUUAAUAAACGAGGAAAAACAGUGAUCUAAAUGUUAUAAUCACAAUGGUAUAAAUGUAUUUAGAGUAGAUAAUAAUAGGUGGUAAGUGUGAAGAAUACUAGUGUUCCGGUGUAUAGACGAGUGUGUGUUGCCGAUAUGGGAGACAACGGUCCUUUUGUGGCUAAACCGGCGCGAGGGUGGCUACACCCGGAUUGCGUUUUAGCUACUGAUGGCAUAACUUAUGCUGUAAGGUAUAUAGGAUGCAUGGAGGUACUUACGUCUAUGAAAAAGUUAGAUUUUGAGACAAGAUCGCAAGUAGCAAAAGAAUGCAUUGCACGAGUCUGCGCUGCAGCAGGCCUACGUUCCGCAGACAAAAAACGGAGAGUGUGCCAGGCUGCAGCCAAUGCCCUUGCAGCUAGACCUAGAAUGUCACACUCAGGCUCUAAUGUAGCUCUAACAGUGUCUUCAAGAGCUAUAACAUUAGCAGCUCUAGAAGGUGGGGAAACCAUUGCUAGACAUGAUAUGCCUCGUGUCUCUUUUGCAUCUGGAGGUGAUCAGGAUUCCCUCGACUUUGUGGCAUACGUGGCCAAGUCCGCGCCACCAACUGAGUGGCGGGCAUGCUAUGUUCUUGAAUGUGGUGGCAGACUCGCUCAAGAUGUCAUAGCAACCAUUGGACAGGCAUUUGAACUACGUUUUAAGGAGUUCCUUACCAAACCCCAAUCAUUAAAUAUAAACGGUUCCCGCGAUCUGUGCGGCACGUCGGAAGUCGCGGCCGGUAUAGAGGAGCGAGAGAGAGACUACAGAGAAUACUACAACGAUAUGCCCGACAAGAUCCCUCCGCCCGAGCCCUUCAGCCACCGGCACCCGCCACCGCCGCCGCUUGCGUCACUCGCGCCUAUAUCAUCUUGCGAAGAGAGUGUUCGCCACUACGUUAACCAGACGCCACCGCCGCGUACGCCGCCCACAGCACUUCUGCCCAACCACCACACAGACAUUUUUGACAUGCAGCCAUUCACCGCGGCGCCAGUGUCAUCCGCAACGUCGACGUCGCCCGCCACUUCGUCCUCACCCGCAGAAGAAAUCCCUCCAACGUUGUCACCCAGUGCGCAAGCGGCCCUGUUGGCGCGAGAGUCUUGGUACCACGGGCCUAUAUCCAGAAGUGCUGCUGAGCGGUUGGUCGUAGAAGAAGGUGAAUUCCUAGUACGGCAGUCGACAGCGUGUCCGGGACAGUUCGUUCUGACGGGAGCGAGGCGCGGGGCUCAUAAACACCUGCUUCUAGUCGAUCCUAAUGGAGUGGUACGGACAAAAGACCGCGUGUUCGAGAGCGUACCUCACCUAAUCAAAUACCACUGCAGCAACGAACUGCCCAUAGUCUCCGCCGACUCUGCCUUGCUGUUAAGGGCGCCCGUGCCGAGGCCCUCCUGAGAACAGCGCGGCCCGCCCCACGCCCGCCCGCGGUACACACUAACAUAGCCGGGCACGAGGUGCAAUACGCGGGAGGUAUGAAGUGUCAAACCGGAGGGAAUUAGCACAGUCACUUUUCUUAAACUAUCGGGGUAAUUACGAAAACUCGAUACUAUUAAGUUUAAAAAACUUUGUGAAAAAAAAUUAGAAAAUGACCUACUAAGUGAUCAACGAAACGAGAUAAUUAAUAACAUUAAUUAUCUCGUUUCGUUGACCUUUGUGUAGUUACAAUUUCUUUCAAGUACUGGGAUGUCAUAAAAUACCUCUACAGCACAGUCACUUUUCUUAAACUAUCGGGGUAAUUACGAAAACUCGAUACUAUUAAGUUUAAAAAACUUUGUGAAAUAAAAUUAGAAAAUGACCUACUAAGUGAUCAACGAAACGAGAUAAUUAAUAACAUUAAUUAUCUCGUUUCGUUGACCUUUGUGUAGUUACAAUUUCUUUCAAGUACUGGGAUGUCAUAAAAUACCUCUACCUUGCUACUAAGAAAUAACGUCUUGCUUGUACAUGCAUUUAAUAUACCAUUAACUUUUGCAUACAAUAAGGAAAAUUGCACAGCUCCGCUUAAGUGAAAAUAAUUAUUAAAUAACCAAGCCAAUGUUUUUUUUUUUUUUUAUUCAAAGCAGAUCAUCCGAUCAUCCGAUCUGAUCUACGCGGUUAUAAAAUUUUACUAAAACGUCAGAUGCCGUUUUUGUUUCUAGAUAUUCUGAUAAAUCCCAUUCAUAAGUACGAGGGCAACACGAGAGCAAUAAUAGAGCCGCGAUACUUUGUAAUUAUUGGAAAUCGUCGAAAAUCAAAUCAAAAUGUGAUUCCGUGAGAAGAAUGCUAUCAUUUCAUUUUUCGAAAAUUUCACUUUGUAGCCUUAGUACAAGAUUUGCUCGCUCGAAAUCGCGGAGUCGUUUUCGAAUAUCGAAUUACUUGAACAUCGGAGUCAAAUUUCUAUUCAAUACCUCAGCUUGGGCUUUUGACAGAACGUUUGUAAAUUAAAAAUCAGAGGUACAUGAUUUGCGACUCUAAACCGAGUGACAUUAGGUCAAUUUUACUCUGGCGGUUCAGAGUUUGAUAUGUGAAAACGACUCUUAGUGUCAUGCUUACCUUAUUAUUGUCUAAGAUGUCCAUUUAAUAAAAAAUGUUUCACAAACUCUAAGUGAUACAUAUUGGUGAACGGUUGAUGCCUAGGAAACUCCUGCUUACCUAGGAACUCUUAUUUAGGCAUAGCCUUGUUCGUCGUUAGUGAAAACGGAGUUACACAUAAUAUUCACCAUCUUCGUAAAGUUGAAUGUAUGAAAUCAAGUAUUUAAUAAUUAAUAUUAAAUAUUUAAAAAGAAUCUUUCUCGCCGUAAGACUUCGUAGUUACACUUUACGUACACUAAAAAUUUUAUCCGCAUAUUCGUUACUUAGAGCGUAGAAAUCAUUUAUUCUGAAUAUGAAGUUUAUAUUUAGAAAUGUUAUAAAAUGUUAUAUCGGGGAUCUAAAUAAGAUACCCCAUUUAAAUCCUCGACCUGUAGAUGUGCCUUUAGAACACCUUAUAUCCCUAUAGAUAAAAUAAACGCCUUUAAGCAAUAUUGUACUGAAAAGCAAUAUUAAUAAACUCUUAACUUGUUAGUAUUUGAAGCAAUAUAGUGAGUUAGCGAAUAACAAUAUAAAUUAUAUUUUAGUAGAUUUAAAUCGUUGCAUCUGUGUUGAUGUUUCGUGCCAUUUAUUAUCUACUAGCGAUUCCCCGUGACGAUGUCUGCGUUCAACGUCAGAUUGGUAUUUUGUUUCCAUACAAAAUUAUAUCCACUUUCUUCGUGUCGCCCGUUUGCGCUUUCGCCCGUUUGCUCGGCUCCUAAGGAUGUUGAACAACUUAUAAUCCUCCUAAAAUCCCUCCUCGGGAUUUGGACCACGAAAUGCAAAAAAGAUUAUUUAAACACAACUGGUAGUUUAGGAGAUUUGCCCGUUCAAUUAAACAAGUAUUAAGUUUUUUGUAUAUACUAAUAAUAAAGCUGAAGAGUUUGUUUUUUUACUGGAACGCGCUUAUCUCUGAAACUACCAGUCAGAUUGCGCUUUGCAUAUCAUAGCCGAAUUUCGAGCAAAGAAUAUUUGUCUUCGUCCCUAAAAAAUGAUAAAGUUGAACAUGAGAUGAAUGUAUAUUUGUAAGAAAACGCAAAACUCAGGAGAUAUCACUCCAAUUUCAAAAAUCUUACUUGAUAGCCGAAUUCUUGAAAUGGCAGGUGGGCGAGUCGAUGCAUUCGGUCGGCAUUGUUAAGAUAGCGAAAGACAGUUUGAAUGAGAAACUUAUCAGAAGUGCUAGGCGAACAAAGUCGCGGGGGACCGUUUUCAGAUUUUAGUAUUGAUGUAGUGAUCAUAGAAGGUUUACAUAAUACGUUUUGUUAUAUUUGCACCACUAGCUUAACAAGAAAUAUUAAAUAAUAAAAUUAGUAAUAUUUAUGUAUAAUGGAGUACAUUUUAAUACAUAUUACUACUAGAGUACAGCUUAUCUAACACGCCACCAUUGAUAUAUAAUUCCCGUAUAUAAACUGGCAAUUUAAAAGUAAAACAAGUGUGGUCAUAUAAUUUAUCAAAGUUAUUCUUGAAUUCUUUAUUUAAAAAACCUUAGUCAUAGAAAUUUAUCUUUCUUCAUCUGUAAUAUUUGAGACGAUUUAGUGACAUUUUAAUGGUUAAACUGAGGUUUUUAGAUUACACUAGCAAAAUUCUAUUAAAGUUAAUAGUUACAUCUUAAUCUUGCUUACAAGAAAGAAAUAUUGAUCAUUCCUAUUAAUUUUAUUGAGUAUGGAAUUGAAAAUGAUGGAAAUGGAAUUUUGAAGGAUUUUAUAUUUGCGUAAGUAAUAAAAUUUUGAAAACAUUGAAAGAAUGGAAUAUCUCUUGAUAUAAUCGAAUUUUAUGAGAGUGGCUAUUUUUAUACAGUGAUGAAAAUACAUAAAUACAUUAUUAUUAUACGUAAUAUUGUAACAUUUUGUCCCACAAUGUGAUUUUAAUUGAUAAUACGCUUUGCUAUCUACCCGCGGGGUUAUGCUGUAUUUUUGACAUUUAAAAAACGAACGGUCCUUCCCUAGUAUCGAUAUAGCCAAAGUAAAAUGGACCGAGUGUUAUUCGUUUUAAAGUAGUAAAUUCUUUUAUACUAUAUAACUUCCAUUAGGUUUAUAAGUGUAGUUGAAUUUGAGCUUUAAAACUUCGGGAAAAAGUUACAUUGAUACCCAACACAAGACAAUAAUAGUGUUCCGUUGUCUGUCAUCAUGACAGUUUUAUUAUUGAUUGUCCAUGAUUAUACAUGAUUGUUUUGUUCAGAUGAUUGACUCUCUAUUCAUCAUACUUACGAGAGCAUCGCUUUGUUAAAGGUGCCCGAAAAGUAUCUCAUUAAAACUACUUUUUCAAAAUGCUUUGACUUUGACCAAACCGUCAAUAAGAAAUUUUAUUUUUGUUUUGGGAUUUCCAUGAAUAACUACCUGGUCACUUUUCGUUUAAUACGCACGGAUUCAUCUAAUCUUCCUUGGGACGUAAUGUAUCGCCAAUCGUUCUAGAAAUCUGACCUUACAAAAGUCCUUUGCAUAGAGAUAAUGACAUUAAAAAUGGAAGGGGUUAAAAAUCAUUGCUUCAAACUACUACAGCAUAACCCCGCCGAUUACUUAACUUAUUUUUGUAUACUAUUCAAUACUCUAUCACUAAGUUUUUUAAUACUGUCAAUAAUUCAUAACAUUCUUCUAUUUUUAUUAUUCAUUAUAUCGGAAAGUUAAUUUCUGACCAAAGGAGCUUCCAAUAAAGAGUGGCAGUGAUUUUUUUGUAUGGAUAUUUUAUAAAUUUGCUAGUCUUCACCAAAUGUACUGUGAGGGUGGAGGCAGAGUUAGAUAUUUAAGCAUAUAAGUUACUGAACUAUUUUUUAUUAUGUUUACUCAGUCAGUAAAGAUAAAAGCAGUCAACGCACAAACCGUCUCGAAGCAUGAAAUUCUACAUAAGAUUGUCACAUAUAAAGUUGGUCAACACUUAGAAAGGAUUAUCACAAACGCCUUCAAAAGUGGUUGAAAAUAGGGCUAAAGUUUGUUGUACGAUAAUGACUUGAGUAUUAAACAAGGAUUAUGGUGAAUUUUAUAUAUUUAUUUUUACUAACCUUGCCCCUGCGUGACCUCAGGCGUGACCAACUUGUGCGUUUGUGCGUUGUCGUUAAUUUCGUUAACGUAAUUGUGUCAAAAUGCCAAUAAUCAUUUUAGGGCCUAAUCAUUAAUGCAAUUUCAAUACCAAAAUGUCUUUUUUCUGUCAAUUAUUUUGAAAUCUGCAUUUCUGAAUCCAAUGAAAUUCUUCCAUAUUAUAUUUUUAAGCUUAAAUAUUAGCUCUCUGGUAUAAUUAGCUUUAUUGUAUAAAGUAUCUACCUAUUGAUGAUUUUAUUGUAAUAAUGGCAAUAUGUAUUAUUAUUAAUAAUGUAUAAGAAAUAUACAACCAUAGGUGCUACAUUACUUAAAUAAACUUUAAAAAAACAUUAUGAUUAAGUAUCCAUCACAAGAAUAUAUUAUUUACUUUGUAAGACUGUAUCUAAGGUUCUGUACUGUUGGAUAAGGGGUUUGCAGCAUCUGGUUUCCUUGAAUUAAUUCGCGAAAUUGUUUCAUGUUUUUGUUGGCCAAUCACAUGUCGCAUAGGUUCUUGCAAGAAUCUUGCCGUAGUACGUUCAUUUGCACGCAUGCGUAGUACAUCUUAGUUUGGUCUUUGUCUAAGAUGCCACAAAAACGUAGUUAAGCCUGAGAAGCUGCAUCGUUCCAACUUUAAUUCAGAGUGAAAUCUUUAUGAUGAGUUGCGAAAGUAAGUUAACGCACGAGUAACGUAAAACGGGACCAGACAGUUAAAUUUAGAAUAUGACUUACAUUCCCACGGUGCGCUGUGCGCAAGUGAGCAGCGUUGCUGUUCGGCACAUCUUUGCCCGUAUUUGCGUCGAAAUCAUAGUGGUGCGUCGAUGUAUCGCACCAGCAACACCUGUGUGACGUCACUCGUAGUCGUGCUCGACUGGGGCUGCCUAACGCCAAGCACAAUCUGGUACCUUAUUCUCCCAUGUCAUUCGACCACAUAACCUCAAACUUUCUUCAUUUCUUCCUAGCGGAUUGUUAAAUGAAAGCCGCAAAAUGUACAUUGUCAAGCUUAAAAUGUCAUGGAGAAUCUGAAAAACGUUACGUUCGGCUUGUGCAUGUGCGAUUAGUAUACUUAGUCUUAAUACCAUUAGUCGAUAUUGAACGCAUUCGUGUUUAUGCGAGGAUUCUCCUCGCACUUUCUAGUUCGGCUGAUUUCUGGGAAUCUACGCGUGCGUUAUAUCGACCAAUGAUAAUGAGCCGUGAAACGAGAGUAAAAACUGAAAGCAAUGUAUAGAUAAUCUGGAUUAAGCUGUGAAAUAUUAUCUCAAGGUUAUUCAAACUGGAUAAUUCUAAUAAUAUUUUUUCGUUAAUAAAAGCGGGUUGGAACUUGAUUUUUGAAAUGUUGAUGUUGCUUUCUCCUUAUGCUAGUAGGUAUGAGAACUAUAAUGUUGUGUCAUUUAUAAUGCUUUAAAAAGAAUCGACGCCGCCACUUAUUAUACUUAGUUUAUAUAGUCUUAUGUAUAAAUUUAAAAAAAAUCAUGUUCAUAUUUGUUUCUUUAAAAAUUAUUGUACU